UCUUCGGGCGCGGACGGCAGCAAGCCCAACGGCCAGAACUGGUUCCUCACCUGCGGCGUCAGCAAGAACAACCCCAACUCCGUCUGGAACCCGCCCAAGGUCGCGAUGAGCGACCUGAAGAUGAUCUCAUCUGAGGAGGCGGCCUCGUCUAGCGUUUUCAAGCCUUGCGCCCAGUACAAGUCGGCCUUUGAGUCCGCAGCCAAGGCGACUGGCGUUCCCGUCGUGCUUCUCAUGAGCUUUGCGCUGCAAGAGUCGACGUGCCAGGCUGGCCAGACGGGCCCCAACGGAGAGAUUGGCCUCAUGCAGAUCACACCGGAAAAGUGCCCCUCAUCAGGCAACUGCAAGGACCCCUACACCAAUGUCAUGACCGGCGCCAAGUACUUCAAGUCCCAGUUGGACAGCUUCGGCGGUGACGUGCUCAAGGCUACCGGCUCUUACAACGGCUGGCAGCCCGGCAAGCUCUCCUACUCGAGCACCAUGGCAAUGAAGCAGUACGGCUGCGCCGCGCAGCAAAACUUGGACUACCUCGACGCGCUCUUCAACGGCUACUGCCAGGGCAAGGACGGAAGCUCGUCUCAGUUCAAGUCGUUCAACAACCUCGCCGCCUGU
Molecule: messenger RNA, 609 nt
Organism: Jaminaea rosea
Lineage: Eukaryota; Fungi; Basidiomycota; Exobasidiomycetes; Microstromatales
Product: lysozyme-like protein
Exons: 1
Source: RefSeq, a predicted model, not a curated record